Notodromas monacha is the source of this 1035-nucleotide messenger RNA. The record is from the annotation of a GenBank genome assembly. NCBI's taxonomy places the organism in Eukaryota, Metazoa, Arthropoda, Ostracoda, Podocopida, Cyprididae.
AUGUUCGAAAAGCGGGUUUCCUGGGUUUUUAGGGGUGUGGGUUGCAACUGCGACAUGCCUGCGUGGCGAGGAGCUACCGCAGUAUCAACUGUUCGAGCAAUAACCAGUCCGCGUGCAAGGGAGAACCUGAACCACGGCAGGGGUCCGAUCCCGAAGCAGUUUGGCCGGGGUUGGUCACGAAGCUUUAUCAAAUCUUCCAUCAGCGGGGACGAUGUCAGUGGGGACUGGACCAGUCGUGGGGUCACCGGAAGCAACUACUAUCCACCUCCACCAGCUGGAUACAGAUCUGCUGAUGAUUCGGUUGAUCAUCCCGGGGCAGUGGAAGGAGAAGAUUCAGAACUGGCCGGGCUCGAUGACGAGCUUUUCUUCGACAGAUCUUUCGCCGACGGCGAGGGUGAUCAGCCCGAUGUCGGAGAAAAUGCCAAGCGCGGACUCAACAAGAAAUGUGAAAGAACAUCGGCUGGGGGUUGGCGUCGGGAUCGUUACGUGGACGAAGACGACGACGGGGACUUCCGACCUGGGUCGCGAAAUGCGAGCAGGUCAUCCGGCGGCGGGUUCAACCGACCCACAAAUGCCCUGAGCACUUCCGGUGUGAAGGGCGUCGGCAUGAGUCGGGUUUGGCGUCGGGCCCUGGACUCUGUCUUUGACAACUCCGAUCGACGGCAACAUGGCAUGGGCUUCGUCUACCGCUACAUCGGGGGAUCUUGGAGGAAAAGUGGACGACGGGAACGAAGAACGCCAAGGGACGACAUGGACGACUACAGGCCGUACUUCACUUCCUGGGUCACUGCUGUUCAAAUCCUCAUCAUGAUUCUCUCAAUCAUCUGUUACGGGUUUGGGCCACUGGGCUUCACGAUAGUAGAGCAACGUGACCUGGUUCGCGUAACUAGUUUGGUGAAGCAAAGUGUGGACUACUGGGAGCCAGCGAACUUCUGGAUAGGUCCUCGAGCUAGGGAAAUCUAUUCUUUGGGCCCCUACUUUAGAUUUAUUCGAAGAAAAAUAAAUAGUGCGUUGCGUAACGAAUUGCUGGAAUAA